Clonostachys rhizophaga is the source of this 2784-nucleotide messenger RNA. The record is from the annotation of a GenBank genome assembly. Lineage: Eukaryota; Fungi; Ascomycota; Sordariomycetes; Hypocreales; Bionectriaceae.
AUGGGUGGAUGGGAUUAUUACUGUGCCCUUUGUGGUGGGCCCUUUGGUGUAGUCUACUGGGACUCGGAGGACGACGACGACUACAAAUACGAUCCCGAUGUGUUACGUGAUCCUGACGACCCGCAGCUGGCCUGGCUACAGGACAACCGCAUCAUCGGCGAGAAUCCGGCCAGUGACGCCCAAUCCAAAGUAUGGGUUUCCGGCCCGGCGGUAAAUGAUGACUAUGGGACCAUGAACUACGAGCUGGGGGAGGCUCCAGACCCUGCGCUCGCAGCCUUGCAGAACGGGGGGAGCAUCAGCGUAUACGCCUGGGAAGCCGAUGAUCCAUGGUGUGCGCCAUUUCACACGCGCUGCCGCGAAGUGCUUUCCCGCUAUGUUGGCGUCCCCGAAUUAGACAAGGAGAUCUUCUUCGACACACUGAAGAGCAAGGCGGCAGAUGACCAGUCCGGUCGGUCUCUCAACAUACACUAUGGCGAUAUCAGCGACAAGAUGGAGCAGUACUGGGGGGCAGAACGGAACGCAGAGCAUUAUGUGUGCGACCCUGUGGAGGUCAAAGGGCUGAGGGAGCUGUACCACAAUCUCCCUCUACGCAAAGUGGAGGAGGUGAGUGAGUUGAAGAUAUACGGCACCAGAGGCGAUCCGUUUGCGAAAUUCCCACCCGAUAUAUUGCUACUUAUCACGUCUCACCUCAAAGAGGUGACAACCUUGUACAGUCUCCGACAGGCAUCCCCCGCAUUCGCCAAUCUGGAGUUGAGCAAUGGUUUCUGGAGGAAACGCCUGAAAGACGAUAUGCCUUGGCUGUGGGAUCUCCCAACGCCGACAUUCUCCCAGCUGCACGACGUCGACUGGAAGAAGGUCUAUCAUAGACUGGACUGGGGGAGCAGGCCUUGUGCGAGAAAACACAACAGAAUCCCUGGCUUGUGUAACAGAAGAAGGAUAUGGACCCAGCUCUGCCCCGUAUUCGCAGAAGAAUAUAUCCAGUUCGCCGCAAAUGUGAAGGCCUGGGGGAGUACGAAGCCUCUUGCUCUCAAGGACGCCUUUGAAACAAUGCCCAGACAGCUGGGAUGUCCGGAAGUUGGAGGGACUAGGCCAAUCACCGAGAACAUGAUAGAUUUCUUUGACGAUCUUCCUUCUGCAGACAUCUCACUGGUGGUGGACUGGGCAGCAAGUGAGCACUUGAUCGAUAUUCACCUUCUUAAAAAUGGCCAUCACAACCCUACUAAGGGGCAGAGGCUCACGCCGGAUCACACCGAGACGAUUCACAUCCCCGAUGACGACUGGCUCACUGGUCUGAUCUUCACAACCCGUGAAGAAUUGGUCGAAGGUAGAAGAGAGGAACGCUACAUCUUUGGCCUGGACAUUCUCUUCGCAAAGCAGUCUCCCGUCAAGCUCGGCUCGGACCAGGGCGAUAAGCGUCUGUUUUAUGUCAGCUCACCCGACAGGUUCAUUGUUGCGCUGAAGCCAUAUCGCACAGAUGAGGGAAUUUUGACGCGGAUGGGCUUGGUCGAACAGCCGUCGGAGCACGCGGAGGGCUGCCAGCGCAUCGUCGACACCUCGAGGGAUGAUUACAGCAUUUCCACCAUGGAGUACUCCUGGUGUAGAGAACUCCCUCCUCUGCAUGUCCGGUUGUCUCAAGCCAGCGUUGACCGAUUCUCCUACUUGGGGUUCAUUGACCAGAACCCAAUGGAGCUCCUCAUGUUCGGGACCUCUGAGGAAGAGCUGGCCGAUAUGACUAGUAUAUCCAUUGAUAUACAUCUUGGAGGGAUACAAGUUGCGUACGGCCACCGCCCAAGUCGUGCGGUGGGCUUUCGCUUCCAGGCAAUGAAGACCUUGCUGAUAGACGGACGAGGCGGAGAGCGCAUUGUACAGUGCCAUUCGACUGUCCAGGGAAACCCGAAUUCCUUGACGUUUCUCACAAACCGAGGUCGCUGCCUCUCGAUUGGAAAGUCGGUUGGCAGUCGAGGCCCGCUUCAUUUCACCAAUGGUUCAACAAACUUGAUGCCUUGUGGCAUCUUCGCUUGCUGGAUGAAGGUUGGCAAGGCGCAGUGGCUGCUUAGGAGUGUUGGUGCCGUAGGGUCAGUCCUACUGGGCUACGUCGACAUCACAACGCUUCCCUCCCUUCCACAGGACACGAGUGGUUAUUAUUGGGAGCCAUCAAUGUUGCCUGAAGGGUUGAAAGAAUCAGGUACCAUCUGGGGAUCACGUGUGAUCCAGGAGAAUUCCAACACGAUCCCACGUAUCGUCGGGACGGUUCCGUCUAUGGGAUGCACCGUUAGCAGACUCGACUGCAGUCGUCCUAUAGCAGAGAUGCGGGUGACGCUGGUCCAUAGCACCUACGAUCCCAUCUUGGCUCCCAUCACAGCUAUUGCGUUCAGAUAUACCGACGGGGAGGAGGCAGCAGUUGGGCCAGAUGUCUUCCCAUCUCCUUCUACAUGCGAUUGGUGCAGCACUGGGUCUAGCAUCAGAGAGGAGAUUGACCAAGUCCCACACUACCGUCACCAGAUAUGGAAUGUAGGCGGGAAGCGGCUCAGGAGUCUUCGUAUUUGGCGUCCUGACUCGAUGAGUCUAGGUGCCAUCCAAUUUAUAGCUGAGGGACGUAAAGAAAGCCCUGUUUGGGGUUUCUGGGGGCACAACAUCAAAGAUAUGGAAGUUGGAGAGAUGCGGUUCGUCGGCGAGGGCGGGGGAGAUUUUAUCGGGUUGAAAUUCUUCUUCCAGGGCAUUGGGCGUGGGGGAUUCCGGGAUGAUACCGUGAUCGUCGCAAUUCAGGGUCUGUCCGUGGCGUAG